Messenger RNA from Racocetra persica, 182 nucleotides. The record is from the annotation of a GenBank genome assembly. NCBI's taxonomy places the organism in Eukaryota, Fungi, Glomeromycota, Glomeromycetes, Diversisporales, Gigasporaceae.
UUUGACCUAUUAAAAGAUGAUUUAAAGACAACAACCAAGCUCAUGACUACUUUUAAUAUACUGGUUUAUCAAUAUUUUCAAUAUGAGCUUGUUGUUGUAACUCAAACUUCAAAUCUGUAUGAUAAGCUCAAUAGUAGGGGCAUUGAUCCAUUUAAUUCUGCUACAACUUUUGUAUUGUCGGU